AUGACAACGCCCGAGAACGACAACGCCGGUUUACUAGAUGCACACCCCGAACAGUGGAGGCCCGCCGUGGAUGAUCACCUAGUGCCUGUGGUUGGACGCCAAUUUAAAACGCUGUCCGAAGGUGUCCUGUUCUACAUGAAGUACGCACGCUUAAGCGGAUUUGACGUCCGAAAGAGUUCAACGAAGCGAGACCGACAUGGGGUAACUUACAUGCGGUAUUUAUUGUGCAGCCGACAAGGUGUCAAAGGUGGUGGUAGGUUAGAACGUGGACCUGAAUGCAGCAAUGGAAAGACCAGGGAGCGUCGUCGUAGGAUUUCUAACCGAGUUAAAUGCAAAGCCAAGAUCUGUUUGAGGAAGCAUAGCUCUGGGGAGUUCAUUGUGUCUGUUUUCGUUGAGGAGCAUACCCACCAAUUGUGUUCCGAGUCUUCUAAACAAUUUCUGCGAUUAAACCGGGGGCUCGAUGUGGCACAACAGGCAUUUUUGGGAAACUGUAUUAAGGCUAACAUCGGUGGUUCAAAAAGCUUACGGCUUUGCAAGGAGAUGACAGGUUCAUACGCGAAUGUAGGUGCAACUAACGUGGAAUUCCAGAAUUUUAGACGUGACCUGCAAAUGUAUGUUGAUGUCGGCGAUGGGGAGAUGAUCAUUGAGAAGUUCAAAAUACAGAAGGAAGUCUGCAAUGAGUUCUUUUAUGAAUACCACCUUGACGAUGAGGGGCGGCUAGCGCGUCUUUUUUGGGCUGACCCCACCGGUAGGCGAGCAUUUUCUUGCUACGGUGAUAUUAUCUCGUUCGAUGCAACCUAUGGGACAAACAGGUACAGUAUGGUGUUUGUUCCAUUCACCGGGGUGGACAACCACAAACGAUGCAUCACCUUCGCAGCCGGGUUGCUCACCAAGGAGGAUGUAGACUCAUAUAGUUGGCUAUUGGAGAAAUUUAAAUGCGCAAUGGGAAAGACCCCAUCGUGUGUUGUGACCGACCAGGACCCAGCAAUGAGAAUCGCUAUCAAACAAGUUUUAUCGGAGUGUCUCCAUCGCUUUUGUAUGUGGCACAUCAUGACCAAAGUUAACGAAAAGCUUGGGAGUGAGUUAGCUAAGGACGAAAAGUUUCGCACGAGAUUAAAUGGUAUCGUGUGGAACGAGAGGCUCCAUACCACUGAAUUUGAGCUGCAAUGGCAAAAAUUAAUGGAUGAUUACAAGUUGUCAGACCACCGUUGGUUUUGCAAACUAUACACGGAAAGGGAGAGUUGGAUACCGGCAUAUUUUGCAGAUUUGCCCAUGAGUGGGUUGUUACGAACCACCUCCCGUUCAGAAGCAGAGAAUGGUGUUUAUGGUAAAUUCACACGCCCCCAUUCGAGUUUGGUAGAGUUCUACAUGCAGUUUGAGAGUGUGCUUGAAAUGCAACGCUACCGACAAGCCAAACUGAACGCAGAGUGUGAGGGUUACCUGCCAGAGUUUAAAACACCUCUAGCGCUUGAGCGUCAUGUUGCGCAGCUAUUCACGAUAACUAUUUUUUACGAGAUACAAAAGGAGAUCGAAGCUGCUUGCUUUUAUUGCUACGUCGUGGGAAUCCGUGAGGACGGUGGGGGCAUCCAUUACGACAUCAAAGGCGAAUGCAAUACUAUUUUCACCGUGCACCACGAGCCAAAUGUGCAGAACACAUCAUGCAGUUGCAAGCUAUUUCAAAGGAUUGGGCUGGUUUGUAGGCAUAUGUUCCUUGUUUUUCGAGUUGCCGAAUUGGAGACGUUACCGUCGAAAUACAUCAUGAAACGUUGGUGCAAACAUCUUACCUGUGGUGAAUGUAGUGCUGAAACGUCGACGAGUGGGCGGCCAGCAUCCGGAGCCAUCCAACUGUGGGCUGAGAUAAACGCGUGUGUUGGGUUGGUGGGCAAUAGCACAGAGCGGGAGGCUCGCAUGGUCGAAGUACUGAAGGGACUUAUUAUGGAAUUUGCGAAUGAUGGUGGUACUAUGGACCCUAUUACGGGUAAUCGUGCUGCGAUUCAAGCAUUGUGUGGUGUACAGCCGCCACAAAUUAUAACAAUCAAAGCACCCGCUCAAGCGAAAAAUAAAGGUACUGGAAAGCGUAUUAAGAGUAGUCGGGAACUGGCCAUCGAGAAAAGUGUUAAGAUUGGCCGAAAGUGCGGAAUUUGUGGGAAGUACGCCCACCAUAAUGCUCGUAGUUGUCCGUUAAAGUGA
Molecule: messenger RNA, 2190 nt
Organism: Ipomoea nil (Japanese morning glory)
Lineage: Eukaryota; Viridiplantae; Streptophyta; Magnoliopsida; Solanales; Convolvulaceae
Product: protein FAR1-RELATED SEQUENCE 5-like
Exons: 2
Coding region: 1-2190 (729 amino acids)
Biological process (GO): regulation of DNA-templated transcription
Molecular function (GO): zinc ion binding
Source: RefSeq, a predicted model, not a curated record